Messenger RNA from Bursaphelenchus okinawaensis, 1557 nucleotides. The record is from the annotation of a GenBank genome assembly. NCBI's taxonomy places the organism in Eukaryota, Metazoa, Nematoda, Chromadorea, Rhabditida, Aphelenchoididae.
AUGUUGAAGAACUUGAUACCGAAGUUGUCACAGCUCUUUAGUCGAGCAGAAGCGUCAGGACGAUGGUAUCCACAGCCAACGUAAGUUUUGAAGAUCGUUAUUUUGUCUAUUAGAGUCUGAAUUUGCUGCUAGUGGAACAGGAAGUGGAGUUGCUGCAUAAUAUUAAGCUUAAGGCGUAGUUUUUAUUUGAGCAUUACGUUAUUUUUAAUAGAUUAUUUUUUAGUUAAUAAACUUCGUUUUUUUUAAAUUAUUUUUGAACAUGGAACUUUGUGUAACACCAUAGUUGACUAGGAUUAGUUUGUAAAUGUGUCGUUUAGGACAUUGGCUGUAAAUUCACAUUACUUUUUCAGAUCAGUAAGAUCAUACAGCCAAUGUCCUGAACAAAAACAAGAAGAAGAGAAACAAGUUGGACAUGUUAUUCCCACUGCCGAAGAAUUAGGACUAGAUCGCCAAAAAGCAUAUCCAGUGUUUUCCAAGCCGCGAGGGAAUGGAAACUUGUACAAGCUAAAAAAGGGCAAAAAAGGAGAACUGUUAGCUGAUUACAACCUCUUUGUCGAUUCAAUAAGGAAGUGUGAGACACACUGGAAGGUUUACAAUGGCAUGACAGCCAACGAAAAGUCAACUUACAUGGCUCAUUACAUUGCAGUUAGAGACAGGAAACUGAGCUAUGUUGAUCCAAUAGAUAAGAAGGAACAUAAGACUAACAGUGCUUUGUUGUACGAAGGUAAAUGUUGUGGUGAAGGUUGCCGGCAUUGUCCUUACGAUCUGGAGGGCUGUUCUGAAUCCACUAGGAAAUCUUUGUUGUACAAUGGCUUUUAUUAUAUUUGAAUAAAAUUGUUAGUUAUUAGGUAAAGUUGCCUAUGCUUUCGUUUUAUGAUUUGGUUGAAACUUUUUAUUCGAUAUCCUUAGUAGAAGUUUCUGAGAAACAUUGCAGUUGUUUGAAUUUGUUAAAUAUUUUGAUUAACGUCUUACUUGAAUAACCAUUUUUAGUUAUGAGUUGUCAGUUCAUCGAACACGGACUCCAAAUCCUGGAAUUCAUCGACGGACUCGAUGCGUUGUUGUUGAUAAUUCUGCUAUCGGGAAGGAAGCUAACAGUAGUGGUCGAUUGGCUUACUGUAUUCACGUGUACAAAAAAGGUUACCGGCCGAAGCACAUGCCCCACGCCACACUUGGAGACAAGGUAAGAACUUACGUUUUCAAACUGUUCAAAUUUUUUGAAUCUAAGGAAAUGUUGUAUGACUAAUUUUGAAUAUAAUAAAUGUGUUUUUCAUGGCUCUUUCAGAUCCUGGUAGCCAUCAAAGGAGAAAUGAAGAAGGCGUACGUCGUUGGAGCAAACACACAUGUUAACUACCGUAAACAUGGUAUUCCUUCGACUGACACGAAUAAUAUUGUUUUACUGGUAAGUUUCCCGUUUUAAUACCGAUUUCUGAGUAAUAGGACGACGAUGGCAACCCAAUUGGCAACCGUGUUCUAGCCCCCAUCCCAGGUCACCUUUUGAAAAAGAGGGACAACAUCGAAAUGGCCAAGAUUGUUUCUCUGGCCACAAAAUUUGUUUAG